Molecule: messenger RNA, 2928 nt
Organism: Sander lucioperca (pikeperch)
Lineage: Eukaryota; Metazoa; Chordata; Actinopteri; Perciformes; Percidae
Product: zinc finger protein 501-like
Exons: 4
Coding region: 332-1696 (454 amino acids)
Source: RefSeq, a predicted model, not a curated record
GGCCAGAGGUAUGUUAUCAAUGAUUCGCGCUCCGUUGAUAAAAGUGUAUGAAAAGUUAUUAAUUUUAACUUAAACGAGGGCAAACUACUGUAUUCCGUUCUAUGUAACAUCCGACUUGUCCCGUGUGAGUUCUACGGUGGUUUGAGUUCGCUGUCCGAAUGUGUUAGGGAGCCAGGCGUAGCAGACGAACAACACACAGCUCAUGUCCUUCUGUUGACACACUACAGGCUGGAGAGAACUUCGAGGAGGACGGCGCUCAGGCGGACGUUUGAUUUUACGUUCACAGAGAGUUUGGCAGUUUGCGGAGGAAAGUUCCAGAAGUUGCUUGAACAUGGACUCCAUCUACAGUGACCACGCGUACUCGCACUGUUUCAACCAUCGAGCUUUACCUUCAGAUGUCCAGAAAGUGAUUGUUGGUGAAGAACAUCAGCAGGAGUGGAGCUCCAGUCUGGACCAGGAGGACACAAAGCCCCCCAACAUUAAAGAGGAACAGGAGGAACUCCGGAUCAGUCAGGACGGAGAGCAGCUUCAAGGACUGGAGGAGGCUGAUAUCACCAAGUUCCCAUUCACUCCUGUCCCUGUGAAGAGUGAAGAUGAAGACAAACCUCAGUUCUCACAGCUUUUUCAAAGACAAACUGAACAGAUGAAAACAGAAGCUGGUGGAGAGGACAGUGGAGGACCAGAACCAGCCAUGAACUCAGAUCCAGAUACACAUUUACAGCCAGAUACUGAUGACCAGACUGGAGACUCUUCUGAACCUGAGGCUGAUGGCAGUGCUGAUUGGAAGGAGACCAGAGAACCUCAGUCUAGUUUGGACUCUCUGAAUAAUGAUGAAGUCCCUGUCAGUGAUUCAAGAUGUACUACUAGUGAGAGAGAGUGUGGAGAAAAACUUGGCACCGGUGGACUUCUGAAAAGACACAUGAGAUCUUAUACAGGAAAGAGACCAUUUAGCUGCUCAGUCUGUAAGAAAGCAUUCAUAAAGAGUGGACAUUUACAGGAACACAUGAGAAUCCACACUGGAGAGAAACCAUUUAGAUGUACAGUCUGUAUGAAAGAUUUUAGGUGGAGUGGACAUUUACCGACACACAUGAGAAUCCACACAGGAGAGAAACCAUUUAACUGCACAGUCUGUAAGAAAGCUUUUACAGUGAGUGGAAGUUUACAGAAACACAUGAGAAUCCACACAGGAGAGAAACCAUUUAGCUGCUCUGUCUGUAACAAAGAUUUCAUACAGAAAGGACAUUUACAGAAACACAUGAGAAACCACACAGGAGAGAAACCAUUUAGCUGCGUAGUGUGUAAGAAAUCUUUCACAGAGAGUGGAAGUUUAACGAUACACAUGAGAAUCCACACAGGAGAGAAACCAUUUAGCUGCUCAGUGUGUAAGAAACCUUUUAGAGAGAAUGGAAGUUUACAGAAACACAUGAGAAUCCACACAGGAGAGAAACCAUUUAGCUGCUCAGUCUGUGGGAAAGCUUUUACGGUGAGUGGAAAUUUACAGAAACACAUGCGAAUCCACACAGGAGAGAAACCAUUUAGCUGCUCAGUCUGUAAGAAAGCUUUUAAUGAGAGUACACAUUUACACAGACACAUGAAAACCCACACAGGAGAGAAACCAUUUGGCUGCUCUAUCUGCAAGAAAACUUUCAUAGAGAUUGGAGGUUUAAGGAAACACAUGAGAAUCCAUGUAUUUUAAGACGUGUUGCAUGGAGAUCCAGUCUGGAAGGAGAGGAAAUUAAUGAAUUCUCUAAAAGUAUCAUGAGAUGUAACCCUCGAUGUAAAAAUCUAAAAUCCGAUAAUUAGUAUUUUAGGUUUUAAAAUUCCUUAAACAUUAUUUUGACAUCUCUUAAAUUAAGUCUUAACAAAGGUUUUUACUGUUUAGAACCAUGGAACUCUAAAGGUUAACUUGUUCAUCUUUGCAAAUUAACUGGACUUAUUAGGAAAUUGCAUACAAUGCUAGCCCUCUCAUAAAUGGCAGCUGUUCUGUAGUCACAAGGAACAGCCACCUAAUUCAGUCUCCCAGCAGACUCUCCAGUCUUCACUCCUAAGUUUGAAGGGCUGUGACAUCCCUGUUAAGGUUGGAUACCGAACUCUGUAAUUUUUUGGGUACUGACCAAAUUACGUCAGUACUACCGAGGACAGAUUCCCGUUAAAUUAAACUGUGCCAAAUUUCCUUUCCUGAGAGCGCGUAAUUGCAAGGUUAUAUGUCUUUUCUGACUGUUGAGAGCGGAGCUCAGUUGCAGUACAGACGGAGCAAACUCAAGCAAACUACAUGUCUGCAGGGAACAAUGCAAUGCGAAGUGCUUUACAUAAAACCAUAAAGAGCAAUUAAAAACGGUCAUGAAAAGAAAAUAGGCUAUAAUAGAAUAAUUAUAUAAUAGCAUAAUAAUUAUUCGAUUUAAUAGGUUGUAGGUACAGAUUUUAUGCCGGUCAAAUGCUGUGAAUAAAUACAGUAUUUCCUCUGUUGAUUUUACCGUGGCGGCCCACCAAUAAACAGGGUGAUUACUACUUGUCACUUAUCUUAGGCAAAGUGACAAACAGCGACGAAAGCAAUGAAAUCCUCACUCAUGCGGGUCCCGUGAAACAUGACAGCUACAGUUUAUUGGAAAAUAGCAUUGUGGACACUGAAUUUGAUGAAUUUACUGUUUCUCAGUCUGAUUAGAUUCAGAUGUCUAUUCGAUCGACUAUCGCCUGUAGUCAGUUCAUGUGUACGGGACAUUUCAUAGAUAUGCCCUAGUAGUUUAAUUAACUAGUAAAGCAAAGAGUAAAAUAGCAACAACCAAAAACCCAUACUGUGCUGUUAUUGUAUUGCUCAUAUUUCUUUGUUAAAUUGUGUACUUGUAGAGAGAGUUACAUUUUUUACAUUUUGCUUAUUUGAUGAAGUGUGAAGUUCUGCGAUAUCACAAACCCUAUAAAAAAACCAACUGC